Messenger RNA from Rhincodon typus (whale shark), 7649 nucleotides. It is a transcript of the gene corin, whose product is annotated as corin, serine peptidase. Gene Ontology annotation, molecular function: serine-type endopeptidase activity; protein binding. Gene Ontology annotation, biological process: regulation of blood pressure; acrosome reaction; peptide hormone processing. Bases 344 to 3673 code for a protein of 1109 amino acids. Lineage: Eukaryota; Metazoa; Chordata; Chondrichthyes; Orectolobiformes; Rhincodontidae. Gene Ontology annotation, cellular component: plasma membrane. The record is from RefSeq and is a predicted model, not a curated record. The transcript is spliced from 22 exons.
UUGGUUUCUCGGUUUACCUACCACUGGCAGUUCAGUGUCUUGUGUACUUGAAGCCCCUUAUUAAGUUGGAUGUGAUUGGUUUGACCCUGGCGGUGAAGUUCUUGGAGAGACUGGGCUCUAAGAAGGAGAGGGGCAUUGGGACACAGUGGAACACCGCUGGAAUAGUGCAGCAAACCGGGCUGUUUCACCCAGUGUUUACUGCCACUGUCUACAUCCCCUCCCGCAGACCCCAUUCUCACCUCUACUCAGCUCAUUCACCUCGAGCUCAAUCUUCUCCUACAGAUGUUACACGGUAUCGGCAUGUUUCUGUUCCAGUUCCGUGUUGGGGACAGAUGAAGACAACAUGGGGGAUGUUUGUCCUCAGAAGCUGGGAUCGGUCAAGCACCUCCGCCUCCUGCUGUUAAUACUUAUUCCAUGUGUCUGCGCUUUCAUCUGUGUACUAGUAAUCCUCUUGGCAUUUGUAGGUGUUAUAGGUGAUGGUAUUUUUGAUCAAAGCAGGAAUCAUGUACUUGCCACCAGUGGGACCGGACAGAUAUCUGAUAAUGCUUAUACAGGCAUCAUUGGAAACAGUUCAAGAAUGCCAAAACAAAUAGAUUUGGGGACACCAUCUCCUUUUGCAGUAACAAGUGUUUCAACUACUCGUGGCCUGAAUGGUGAAGACAAGUUGACUGAUUUAACUAAGGAACAGUUGAAAACCACAGUGAUGCAGGAGGACAGUUUGCAAUCAACACAAAGCAUAUCCCCCAGUUUGGAUCACAGCAGUGCAGGAUCGGUCCUGCGUGUGGAAGACACAAGCUCAGUCACUCAGAGGACAGAUGGAAUAUUUCCUUCCAAUGAGCCACCUAUGAACGUCUCACCAUUCAAGACUUCUUUUCCCAGUCUCGGCUCCACUAGUAUUGCUACAAAUAAUGACACAACACAUGAAGCCGGACAUUUUGACACCAGUUUUGGUACUUGCAACAAUUUAAGUUACAGCCUGUGUGAAAUACUGCCCUAUAAUCAGACUACUGUACCAUACUAUCUUUCAAACUACAGCAACACAGACAUGGAAAUGUUCAUCCGCUUCUUCAGUCAGCUUAACCUCUUGCGCUGCUAUCAACAUAUCAUGCUCUUUGGUUGCAGCAUUGCUCUUCCAGAAUGUAUAAACAGCACUGAGAGAGCAGUAAUUCUGCCGUGCAUGUCAUUCUGUGAGGCUGCAAAGGAAGGCUGUGAGCCAUUAUUGCAACAAGUGGAGGCUGGGUGGCCAGAAGUCCUCAAAUGCUCCAGGUUUGUCAAUGAUACAGGAAUGGAAAACACCAGCAAGAUAUGCUUCUCACCCCAGCAAGAGGAAAGAAAAAAAUCUUGCAAAGAGCUGGACAACUUCUUGUGUGGCAGUGGAUUCUGUAUCCAAAGGAAGCUGUUGUGUAAUGGUUACAAUGAUUGUGAUGACUGGAGUGAUGAGGCAGACUGCGCCUGUAGCCAAGGGCAGUUCCAGUGUGGCACUGGAAAAUGUAUCCACCAUAAUAACACUUGUGAUGGUUACGAUGACUGUGGGGAUCUGAGUGAUGAACUAAGCUGUGAAUGCAAUCCCGAGCUCCAUUUCAGAUGUGGAAGUGGCCGAUGUGUCCUGAAGUCCUGGGUCUGUGAUGGAGACCAUGACUGCAGAGACAAGUCUGAUGAGGUUAACUGCUCUUGCAAGAGCCAGGGUCUGAUGGAGUGCGGUAAUGGUCGAUGUAUUCCAAGCAUUUUCCACUGUGAUGGUGAAAAUGACUGUGAAGACUGGAGUGAUGAACUGAACUGUUCCAAAACCCAUGCAGAUCAGAGCACUUGCAAGGAAGGGGAUUUAUCAUGUGCUGAAAAUUCCUGUACUGAGACCUGCAAUGGCUCUAGUUGUGUGGCUCAUAACAGUAAAAUAAACUGCAGUAAAUGUGAGCCUAUUACUCUUGAGCUCUGUAUGAAUCAGCCGUACAAUUCCACGAUCUACCCUAACUACCUGAGUCACCGGGACCAGAAAGAGGCAUCAAUUAGCUGGGAAUUUUCACUCUUUCCAAACCUUGUUCAAACCAAUUGUUACAAGUACCUCAUGUUUUUUGCGUGCAGCAUCCUUGUACCAAAGUGUGACUAUGAGACUAAUCAACGGGUCCCACCUUGCAGAUCCCUAUGUGAAGACUCCAAAAAACACUGUGAGACUGUACUGAGCAUGGUUGGACUGCAAUGGCCAGAGGACACAGACUGCAAACAAUUCCCCAGAGAAACCUCUGACAACAGGACAUGUCUGAUGCCUGAUGAGAAUGUGGAAGAGUGCUCCCCAAGUCAUUUCAAGUGUAAAUCAGGGAGAUGUGUCUUGGCAUCAAAGAGGUGUGAUCGACGACCAGACUGUGAUGAUUUUAGCGAUGAGGAAGCAUGUGGUUGUAGUGAGAGAGGCCUGUGGGAAUGCACCAUUGACAAGACCUGUAUCGAGCGUACAAUGAUCUGUGAUGGCUUCCAGGACUGUGCUGACAAAGCAGACGAAAAGAAUUGCUCAUCUUGUAAAGACAAUGAGGUAGUCUGUGUUAACCAUGCCUGUGUUCCCCGUCAUGUUUGGUGUGAUGGGCAGAGAGAUUGCCCUGAUGGCUCAGAUGAAUGGAACUGUGUGUCACUGUCGGACAGUGCAGCUUCCUUGUCACAGCUAGUUGUCCACAGGUCAACUUCUGACUAUCACGUAUGUGCUGAUGAUUGGCAAGAAGAGCUCAGCCAGCUGGCGUGCAAGCAGAUUGGUUUAGGAGGCCCUUCAGUCACUCAAAUAUUGUCAGAAUACAAUCAAACACAACGUAGAAAGUGGUUACGCCUGGGUUCUAAUUGGCAAACUAAGAAUGUUUCCACUCUACAGGCCUUAUUACUAAAGGGGCAGUUGUGUCGAAGUAAAAGCAAAGUAUCGCUGCUCUGCACCAGUGAAAACUGCGGUCAGCGUCCGGCAACUCGACUAAAUAAACGAGUUCUUGGAGGCAGAACUAGUCGCCCAGGCCGUUGGCCCUGGCAGUGCUCAUUGCAGAGUGAACCGAGUGGGCACAUUUGUGGCUGUGUACUGAUCGGACGCAAAUGGGUAUUGACGGUGGCACAUUGCUUUGAAGGCCGUGAAAAUGCAGCUGUCUGGAAUGUUGUUUUUGGUAUCAACAAUCUGGACCAUCCAUCUGAAUCUACGCAGACCCGGAAGGUGAACCGGAUUAUCUUACACCCGCGCUAUAACAGAGCAUUUGUUGAUUAUGACAUCAGUGUGGUGGAGUUACGUGAAGAAAUCAUCGAGACCAGCUAUGUCCGACCUGUUUGCCUUCCCAGAAGAAACCAAGUAGCAGAACCAGAUACAUACUGCUUCAUAACAGGUUGGGGGCACACAGGCAACAGAGUUCCAUUCAAACUACAAGAAGGAGAAGUCCGCAUUCUGUCACUUGAUCGUUGCCAGUCAUACUUCGACACUAAAACAAUUACUUCACGAAUGUUAUGUGCAGGCAAUGAACCUGGAUCAGUGGACUCUUGCAUGGGUGACAGUGGAGGACCUUUGGUUUGUGAACAACCUGGCAAGAAAUGGACAUUAUUUGGUUUAACCUCUUGGGGAUCAGUGUGCUUCACAAAACUCCUUGGACCUGGUGUUUACAGCAAUGUGACUCAUUUUGUUGAAUGGAUUGAGAGACAGAUUUACAUCCAUACAUUUUUGUAAAUGUAUCAAAUGCCAGGGAACAGCAUCAGAAUCAAAACCUCAAAUAGCAAGAAGUAAAAUGUGGCAGCUGGCAAAGACUACAAAAUUAUCUACUUGAUCAUUCCCCUUAAGAAGCACCACACCUCCCAUCCCCAUUCAAUGAGUCUUCAAAAAUCUCAUUCAUAAGGAAUAAAUACACCAAACUGCUCUCAAGGUGAUGAUUUCAAAUCUUUGGAUUGUUAUGGGGACUAAUUACUGUUAAAAUGUCACUAAAUGACUUCCAUAUUUCUGAGAAAUGUUUAUCCUAUUACAUAAUGCACCAAUCAACUACUGCUCCCUUUUGAAAUUUGCAGCACAUCUAUUCCAAAGUUGUACUAGCAUGGUAAGACAUGACUAGAUUCUUCUGUAAAGUGAGGUCAGCAUUGGCUUUUAAGACGGUUUGUGCAGAGGAUUUUUUGCUACCUCUAACUUGAGUAUUUGAGAAAGCUGCUUCUGCAUUCUUCAUGAUACUGCCCACACUGAGGAUGCUGAUGAGAGAAGAAAUUAUUUCACAUUUUACGUAACUAUUUAUAGGUUGGGUUUGUCUUGCAUCAGUGUGUAACUGCGUGCCAAAUGUAUUGAAGUUCUAGAUUCAUUUCUAGAUGAUACUAGCCUAAAGUUUUUCUUAAAAGUAUUGUACACAGUUACCAAGGAAUAAUUAUAAUAGGUUGACAUUAAAUGCAGUCAGUAUCAUAUACUGAUUCUUCAACUGGAAUACUUGUUAAAAAGAAAUUAUUGCUAGCAUUAGGCAUCUUCUUCCCUAAAAGAUUUACUUGCCAACUUAUGUGGUUUAGGAAACAAAAGUGUUUAAUUGUGGGCUAAUAUAAUGAAUGCAUUUAUAAGAAAUGAGAAGGAUUUGAUUUUGUAGCAUUGAACAGAGUGAUCAUAUAUUACAGCUACCUUGAACUAAUGCUACAUACGUAAAAGUUCUAUUCAGUUUUAAAGUGGGAAGCAACUAUCCAAAAACUGACUGAAGUGCACUUCUCUUGAAUGCAUGCUCUAAUUUCAUUACCACGUAACUGACCAAGAGAAGAAUUAUCUUGUGUCUUUUAAUGAAAUUUGAAUGAAAAACAGAUUUGAGCAUUCUGUACACUGGGCCAUUGGUCUAGAUCUAAGUAUGGACUUUGUUCAUUACAUUAGCAUUUUGAAACACCAACAUCCAUUGACCUUUGAGUGUCUCACUGUUUUUAGUGUUAAGGAUUUCCCAUCAUGUAUGUCGUGAAUUUUCCUUCAAUAAGGACUGCUCACAUUUGGAAAUCAGUUUAGAUGCUAUGUUUUUCAGUAACAAGAAUGAAUUAAAUUGGAGACUUAUCACUUUUUAAAAUCCCAGGCCUCUCUUUCUGUAAUGUCAAUAUUCAUCAAAUGUGAAGUGAGUAAAUUGAACUCUGUUCCUGUUUUACUUUUUCUAAGCUACUGUAAGUGGUAAUAUUACUUAUUACCACUUUUCAAACUAAAAAUACUCUUAUGCCAAAGUUUUGUUUCAGCUCGCUUUGUAUUUACAUUGGGUUUUUGUGUGGCAGCUUGCUAUUCAAGUUUGAGAAUAAAUAUUACACUGUGACAGCAUUAUACUUUUGACAAGUGCCAUGUACUUUGUUCCUGUAGCAUUUCUAAACAAAGACAUUUGAGAAAUGUCUGCAAUAUUCAGUGUAACAUUCCAUGUAAAGAUUAUACAAUGCUUGUAAUUUUAUAAAAUAUUUUUAUAUUGCUUUUUUCUAAAUGUGCAGAUUUCAACUUUAAACAGAUUGGGUGUUUGCACUUUGUGAUGUUGUAAAUGACAAUCAAAAAGCAAACUGCUGGUUACCAGUUGUGUAAAUUGAAGACAUGGGCUUACAGCACAAGCUUGCUCUAUUGACAGCACCAAUUCAAAUCAAGACACACAAAUUUUAGCCUCAUUCCAAAUGUCAAAACAUUAUCUAGGAACCCUUAUUAAUGACUUUAGUAGAUUAAGGUCUAAAUAUUCAGUCUGCCUUUGUGAUCCUCCAAUGUAAUUUACUGCUUGACUUGAAGUUUCUAUCACUUAACUAGUCAUUCAUAACACUAUUUUGUUCAUCAUAUUACUGACUCCUUUGUUAAGCAGGGUUUGGAAACUGAAGAAGCAAACUUAUGCAAUCACACACAUAAGCCCUUACAUAGAGACAAUUAAAUCUUCUGGAUAAGGUCAGAAAGUCCUAAAACAAAGUUUUGUCUCAUGACUAAAAGAUGGUUGAAACAAGUGGCCAUAAAUAUAGUUUGAACAUUAACUGGAUGGCAGUGCAGCUUUACUUUAAUGGCCAUAAUUUAUAGCCUAGUAGCAUGGGAUGUGAUCCACUAAAUUAAAUUAACAAUAGGUGGUUGAAAAGAAGAUCAUAUCUGAUCAGUUCUUUCUUUUAACAAGAGGUCUUUUGGCUUCAAAGUUUUGACACAGCUAUUAUAGUGCUGCCAAUGCAAAAAUUUCUGGAUUUUUGUUUUAUUUGUUCCUGCAAUGUGGGCAUUGCUGGCUUGGCCAGCAUUUAUUGCUCAUUCCUAAUUCUUCUUGAUCUGAGUGGCUUGCUGAGGACGUUUCAGAGGCAACUACAUUGCUGUGUGUCUGGACCUGCAUUUAGGCCAGACCAGGAAAGGAUGGCAGAUUUCAUUCCCUAAAGGAAAGUUGUGUUUAUACAGCAAUGAUUAUAAAUUCAUCAUCAGGCUACCAUUUAAUUCCAUUUUUAAAAAUUGUUUCAUCAUCUGCCAUGACAGAAUGCAAAUUUAUCUUGAGCAUUAGCCUGGGGCUCUGGAUUACUAGUCUAGUGACAUUAAAGCUACACAACAGUCUCUCCAAUUUCUUUCUUAUUUUUGCUAGAUUCGUUCAAGUGCCCACUGAUGGGUGUGAUAAACUCUGCCUUCACAGAAACAAUAAUGUGCAUAAGGACAUUUGGUCUAUUGUGCCUGCCUUGAAAAUUCUUCCCAUUGCUCCAAAGUUUGUUUACAUUUCACUGUAUUACUUGUACAAAUUUAAAUUUAAAGACUGUUUUAUUGUAACUCUAAACAGAAAUAGAGCGAUGUAAUUUAUUUGUAAGUCUUAUAGUUUGCAGUUGAUUGCUGGAGAAAAGGGAACAGUUGUUUUAGUUCUAUAUUGUGUUGUAAUUUGUCUUUAUAUUUAAUGUCACCAUGCUUAAGAGUAACAGAAUGGUUAUCGCACAAUGAGAGACCAUUCAGUCUGUUGUAUCUAUGCAAAUUCUAAGAGUUAGUCCCACACCCCUGCCUCUUCCUGCAAGCCGUCCAAAUGUUUUUCAAGAUAAUUAACCAAUUCCUUUUAGAAAGCCACAACUGAAUUUCCCAUACACUAGCAUUCCAGAUACUACCAUUUACUACAAAUGAACAUUUUCUCUCAUGUUGCUGUUGAUUUCUUUUGCUAAUCACUUUGUGGCUUGUGUCUUCUGAUUUCAGUCCUUCUAAUGGGAACAUUCUUCCUUGUCUACUGUAUCUAUACCCCUCACGAUUUAGAGCACCACUGUCGAAGUUCCUCCCUUUUUCUGCGAAAAACAAAUGUUGCCCUGCAGACAUCUUCAGUAAAGGCUCAGCCACUCUCCUCACAAGCAUUUACAACAGCAAACUACCUGUCCCCUUUCCCCUGAGCUAAGAUAGGGUACAGAAAUACGAUUUCUCACUUGCAAAUCAGUUUUUGUUAAAGGAUCUAGUGUUUGAGUCAAAAUUACAAGUGUAAUCACAAUAUGUAAAUAUAAGGAAAAGCUACAAGCACCAAAAUGAUGGAAGGUUCACCACAUUUGCAAUAAGACAAGACUUGGUUAAAGCUUAGGCUAAACAGCAUUUGUCAGCACUGGAUGUAUUUUUUCUUAAAUAUUGAUGGAUUGUUCCAUAGAUCCAGUAUUUUAUUUUACUUCAGAUUUCUGUCAUAUCCAGUUUUCUCCCCCUAUUAUGUGAAGCUGUGGCCUCACUGUACUUUAAUGUGUAAAAAUUAAUAAAAAUACCUUAACAAUGA